Messenger RNA from Lutra lutra (Eurasian river otter), 1667 nucleotides. RefSeq names its product angiopoietin-related protein 5-like. The record is from RefSeq and is a predicted model, not a curated record. Lineage: Eukaryota; Metazoa; Chordata; Mammalia; Carnivora; Mustelidae.
GGGCUGGCAGCAGGAGCCCCGGCCCAGGCACACCCAGCGGAGGGGUCUGGGCCGCGGGCUCCCGGCCGGCGUGUCUGGGAAGGGCCGGAGCCGCUCCAUGGUGGUUCCUGGGAGCGUCCCUCCCGGCAGGGCAGCCGGGCUGAGCUUGGUCCCACGGACAUGCACCGUGGCCUGUGGAGAUUGUGGUUUUGGCUCUUAAAAAUGUCUGAAGUUUUUUUACUCAGGUAAUUUUAACUUAAAAUGAACCGAAGCAAAUGUCAGGAAAUAACAUGCCUUAAAUCUGACUGGGACGAAGAGGAUGUCUUGGUGGGGGGGUGGGGGGCUCAGUCCUAAGCAGAUGAGCCUGGGGGAAGGGUCGGCUUCAGCUGCGGAGCUGGGCCGGCCUCCGGACGCUGACCCCCACCCCCCGCCGCCCCCUCGGUCAACCCCUAGCUGGGGGGCAUCCAGGGCUGCGGCCCCCGGGCCUGAGUGUCCCCCUCCCCGGGCACGGAGGACCACACCUGCUUCUCGCGCUGCACCCUCAGUGGGCAGAGGGUGCGUGUCCCCCAGAGCCCAGCCGCUGGCACUCGUGCUGGCAGAUGCCCGCCACCAUUCUGCGGUCCCGCACGGGGCACGCAGCCCGGGCAUCUCCUGUGUGUGUCGUCGCCGCUCCUGGUCACGCGUCUGUGACGCAUCUGUGUGGCCCGCCCGGGGCCCGGGGUCCUGCUCCAUUGUGUUUGUUGACUCAGUGUCUCACAAAAUCAGGUGAAACCCGCGGCUGUGAGCCGGGCUGGACCGUGCUCUUCCUGUCACGAAGCAUGGCCGCCUGCCCCAUGCUGGGUCUCGCUGCUCUCCUCUGCCUCUCUGCGCCCCAGGCCAACUCCGUGGUGCAGUAUCGACAGCCGGUGCACGUGGUGCUUCUGGAACCCCAAGGGAGGGACUGCUCUCACAUCUGGGCGGAGAGACCCCGCGCCCCGAGCGGUGUGUACACCGUCCAGCCAGAAGGAGCCAGCACCCCCUUCAAGGUUCUCUGUGACAUGCGCCCGGACGGUGGCUGGACAGUGAUUCAGAGCCGAGACCAGGGCCGGGGGACGCCUCUGGACUUCGAGAGGUGCUGGCAGGAGUACAAACAGGGCUUCGGAGACCUGAGAGGUGACCACUGGCUGGGGCUGGAACACAUCUCUAGCCUGACCUCCCAGCCGGGCCUGCGCUCCGAGCUGAGCGUGGAUCUCCUGGACGCGGACAACCAUACGCUGCAGGCCCACUACGAUGACUUCCGCGUGGGCAGGGAGGAACGGUUUUACCCGCUGACCCUCGGCCAGUACUCAGGGAAUGCAGGGGAUGCGUUCCGGGGCUUGGGCCACACGGACAGCCAGGAGGGCUGUGGCUUCAGCACGCUGGACCGUGACCAUGACCGCUGCUCGCCUUGCGUGGACGGCGCCCAGACCUUCACCAGCUGCAGCCACGAUCGCUCGGGCGCUGGAUGGUGGUACAGCGACUGCGGCCGUGCUGACCUCAACGGGCUGUGGCCGGAGCAGGCAGGGGCCGCCUCGGGCAUGCGCUGGGCUGCUGGUGACCACCAGCCCACCCUGCGCGCCAGCGUGCUGCGCGUGCACACCACUGCUUCCGGCAAGGUCUAGGCCUCCCGCCAGUCGGUGGCCGAGCCUCAUUAAAUGUUCAAGCCUGGC